Messenger RNA from Pezoporus flaviventris, 1229 nucleotides. Its product is annotated as CD166 antigen-like. NCBI's taxonomy places the organism in Eukaryota, Metazoa, Chordata, Aves, Psittaciformes, Psittacidae. The record is from RefSeq and is a predicted model, not a curated record. Gene Ontology annotation, cellular component: plasma membrane. Gene Ontology annotation, biological process: cell adhesion.
UCCGCCGCUGCCUCCCGGUCCCGCCGCGGGCAGGCGGGAUGAUGGAGCCCCCCGCCUGCGCCUCCUGCCACGGCCGCCCGCUGCCGCCGCCGCUGCUCUGCCUCCUGCUCGCAGCCCUCUGCCUGCCGCCAGCUCUGGGAUUGUACACAGUGAAUGCAGUAUAUGGAGAUACUAUUACUAUGCCUUGUCGUCUAGAAGUACCAGAUGGUCUCAUGUUUGGAAAAUGGAAAUAUGAAAUGCCAAAUGGAUCUCCAGUAUUUAUUGCCUUCAGAUCAUCAACAAAAAAAAAUGUGCAGUAUGAUGAUGUACCAGAGUACAAAGACAGGUUGAGUCUCUCAGAAAACUAUACAUUAUCCAUCAAGAAUGCAAGAAUCAGUGAUGAAAAGAGAUUUGUAUGUAUGCUUGUUACAGAAGAUGAUGUUUUCGAAGAGCCAACGAUAGUCAAAGUCUUCAAACAACCCUCUCAACCAGAAAUCUUGCACCAAGCAGACUACCUAGAAACAGAGAAGCUACAAAUGCUUGGGGAGUGCGUUGCAAGAGAUAGUUAUCCUGAAGGCAACGUUACGUGGUACAAAAACGGGAGAGUUUUGCAGCCCAUGGAAGAAGUUGUGGUCAUAAAUUUGCAAAAGAUUGUGGACAAGUCAACUGAACUCUUCACCAUGACAUCGUCUCUUCAGUACAAGCCGACAAAGGAAGAUGCGAAUGCCAAGUUCACUUGCAUUGUGAUGUAUUAUGGACCAUCCGGCCAGAAAACAAUACAGUCUGAACCAGCUGUCUUCGAUGUUCACUAUCCAACAGAGAAGGUGACUAUUCAAGUGCUGUCACAAAGCAGUACGGUUAAAGAAGGCGAUAACAUCACUCUGAAGUGCUCAGGGAAUGGCAACCCUCCUCCGCAGGAGUUCCUGUUUUACAUUCCAGGAGAAACAGAAGGCAUAAGAAGCUCAGAUACUUACGUAAUGACAGACGUGAGGCGAAAUGCAACAGGAGAAUAUAAGUGCGCUCUGACUGACAAAAGCAUGAUGGACUCGACCACCAUCACUGUGCACUAUUUGGAUUUGCAGCUUACUCCUAGCGGAGAGGUCACAAAACAGAUUGGAGAGGCCCUGCCCGUGUCAUGCACAAUUUCUUCUAGUAGAAAUGCGACAGUGUUUUGGAUAAAGGUCAGCAGUUCAUUACUUGACACCUUACCGGAGUGGUCAGCUCUGAUACUGAGGAAGAGGGAUGGGUGA